AUGGAUGAAGAAGGAUGGUAUUCUGUCACUCCAGAGCCUAUUGCCAAACAUCACGCAUUCCGUUGUGGUAGUGGGGUUGUGGUUGAUGGUUUCACCGGAGUUGGGGGAAAUGCCAUACAAUUUGCAAAAAGGAGUAAACAAGUUAUUGCAAUUGAUAUCGAUCCAAAGAAGAUCGACUAUGCACAACAUAAUGCGGCCAUCUAUGGAGUUGAUCACUGUAUAGAGUUCAUAAGGGGAGACUUUUUCCUUUUAGCGCCAAAGUUGAAGGCAGACACAAUCUUCUUGUCACCGCCUUGGGGUGGACCUGAUUAUGUCAAACGAAAGACAUAUGACAUCAAGACCAUGCUUAAGCCACAUAACGGACAAUUUCUUUUCAAUGUUGCAAAGGGAAGCACUUCCAGAAUUGUCAUGUUCCUCCCAAGGAAUGUUGAUAUCAACCAUUUGGCAGAGUUAUCUUUAUCUGUCAGUCCGCCAUGGUCACUUGAGGUGGAGAAGAACUACCUCAAUGGCAAGUUGAAGGCAAUUACUGCCUACUUUAGCGAAGCGUCAGUGUAGAAGGCGAAAGGUCAAGAUUUUGUUCAUAUUGACUGGCUAUUGAGGUAAAACUACAAGAAGUGCCGUUUCUUUGCCGGGCCUGGGUUCUGUACAUUGUAUUACAAGAUUUUGUGUGUGUGUGUGUGAAAGAGAGAG
Messenger RNA from Ilex paraguariensis (yerba mate), 690 nucleotides. Lineage: Eukaryota; Viridiplantae; Streptophyta; Magnoliopsida; Aquifoliales; Aquifoliaceae. The record is from the annotation of a GenBank genome assembly.